Messenger RNA from Acromyrmex echinatior (Panamanian leafcutter ant), 1513 nucleotides. It is a transcript of the gene kra, whose product is annotated as basic leucine zipper and W2 domain-containing protein kra. NCBI's taxonomy places the organism in Eukaryota, Metazoa, Arthropoda, Insecta, Hymenoptera, Formicidae. The record is from RefSeq and is a predicted model, not a curated record. Gene Ontology annotation, cellular component: cytoplasm; membrane. Gene Ontology annotation, molecular function: protein binding.
CGUUAACCAUUGUUUCUUCUCUGUCCGAGUCUCUUUGAUUUUGCUGACCUCGAUCGAGAGCGAGUGUCUUCGUUAAAACAUCUCACGUUGGUUAUAUACGCUCGCACAGGAGAGAUUGUUCUAAAAUUUGUACGUGCUUCAAAAAGGGUAUUGUAUGAGUCAAAAAAUAGAAAAACCGAUACUAUCAGGUCAACGCAUAAAGACCAGAAAAAGAGAUGAAAGAGAAAAGUAUGACCCAACUGGAUUUCGAGAUGCAGUUUUGCUUGGUUUGGAGAAAGCUGGUAACGACUUAGAAGCAAUUUCUAAAUUUUUGGACGCGGCUGGUUCUAAGUUGGACUAUCGUCGAUAUGGAGAGGCACUAUUUGACAUCAUGAUAGCUGGAGGCCUUUUAGUUCCUGGUGGUUCCAUUGCUCAAGAUGGUGACAAACCAGUUAAAACUAGUGCAUGUGUUUUUGAACAGCCAGAGGACAUGGAGUCUAUGCGAAAUUUUGAACAGGUCUUUAUCAAGCUCAUGCGGCGUUACAAAUAUCUGGAGAAAAUGUUUGAGGAAGAAAUGAAGAAAGUAUUAGUUUUCAUGAAAGGAUUUUCACCUAAAGAAAGAAUUAAGUUAGCUAGGAUGACAGCACUAUGGAUCUCGAAUGGUUCUGUACCACCCACGGUACUCUCAGUCCUGAUAAAUGAACAUCUUGUUAAGGACAAUUUGGCAUUAGACUUUCUACUGGAAGUCUUUGUUACUUGGAAACAGGAGAAGGGUUUAUCUAGUUUAAUGACAGCUCUGAAGAAAGGCGGUAUUGAGGGAAGGUUGAUGGAGUUUGUACCACCGAAUAAACGAACAGAGGAACACUUCCGGUCUGUAUUCGAAGCAGUAGGCUUGGCGGAUAUCGUCAAAUUACACAAGGCUCAAGCCAGUCAAGAAGCUAAGCGGGAUUUGCAACAACUUCUCUUGGAUGAUUUAGCAGAAAAUAGGCCGAUGAAAGACAUUACAUUAGAUUGCACUUUAUUAAGACACAUAAAAGUACUUUUAUUAUUUACUGUUUAGAUUUGGGUUGUCGUAAUGGGCCAAGCUGAAUGGAACAAGAAAGAAGAAUUAGUCGCUGAACAAGCACUGAAACAUUUAAAAGUUUAUACUCCACUGUUCGGUGCUUUUACAACCACUGCCAGAUCUGAGCUUGCACUCAUCCUCAAAGUCCAAGAGUUCUGUUAUGAAAACAUGAAUUUUAUGAAAGUCUUCCAAAAGAUUGUUUUACUCUUUUAUAAAACGGAAGUUGUAUCGGAAGAUGUAAUAUUGAAGUGGUACAAAGAAGGGCAUUCCGUGAAGGGAAAAAUGCUCUUUCUAGACCAAAUGAAAAAAUUUGUGGAGUGGUUACAGAAUGCUGAAGAGGAAUCUGAAUCAGGAGAAGAAGAGGAUUAGAUAUUCAAGAAAACGCAUCAUUGCCAGUGACAAAAAAACGAUAGUCCUAAAAUUUCAAGAUAGAUCAAGAAUAAUAUCAAUCGGAAAAGGCAUACGGAUUCU